Messenger RNA from Hordeum vulgare subsp. vulgare (domesticated barley), 1951 nucleotides. Its product is annotated as protein AGENET DOMAIN (AGD)-CONTAINING P1-like. The record is from RefSeq and is a predicted model, not a curated record. Lineage: Eukaryota; Viridiplantae; Streptophyta; Magnoliopsida; Poales; Poaceae. The transcript has 4 exons. Bases 85 to 1419 code for a protein of 444 amino acids.
CUGCCCGCCGCCUAUUGUGCUCUGCUCUCCCCACUCCCCAGUCCACACUACCCACGCAGCGACUCCGCCACCACCGAAACCCCAAUGCGGUCGCCGAGGCUCCGCCGCCAGCCGGCGCCGGCACCUUCGCGGUCACCGGAUCCGGCGGAGCCCACGGAGGUCUUCCCCGUAGGCGAGGCGGUGGAGGUGCUGCCGGACGAGGGAGCCUACCGCGGGGCCCACCUCCCCGCCGUCAUCGCGCGCUUCGACCCCGACCUCUGCAGCUACGCGGUCGAGUACGACGCCCUCGCCGUCUCAGGGGCCUCCGGCCGCGCGCUCCCGGAGACCGUGCCCGCGUCGCAGGUCCGGCCGCGCCCGCCGCCGGCGGCGUCCUCUCCACCCGCGGAGCACGCCCCCGUGGAUGCGCUCCGAGACGGCGCGUGGUGGCUCGGCGUUGCCCUCCUCGGCGGGGACCGGGCGGACGGGAAGGUCGCGGUUUGCUUCCCGGCGACGAGGGAGGAGGCGGAGUUCGACGAGGCCGAUGUCAGGGCCCACCUCGAGCGGGUCGCCGGCGAGUGGCGCUCCCCCGAGGACAUGGAGACAUCCAAGAGAACGCUGUAUGCUAAAGGCACACAAAUAGAAGUUGCCAGGUUGGAAGCUGAUUCUGUUGUCGCUUGGUUCCCUGCAAUUGUUGCAAAGACUAUCUGGAAAAAUAACCUCUUGGUGGAGUACCCUUACUGGAAGGGUAGUGAACUGUGCAAUGAGAUUGUCGAUAUCAAGCACAUCAGACCUUGUCCGCCACGUGCAUCAGUUAUUAGUUUCUGCGUCAAUGAUGAUGUUGAAGGCUUCCAAGAUGAUGGCUGGUGGCCAGGGAAGAUCACUGAGAUUCAUCCCAAGUUAACGUAUACAUUUAAGUUAGCAACUUCAGGAAAGAAGGCCCAGUUACACCAGAACAAACUGAGGCUUCGAUAUGACUGGACUGAUAACCAAUGGAAGCAAGUUGCACAGAAUCUGUCAGGAACAAAUUUCACAGGAGGUGACAGGGUUGAAGUGAGCAGUGACGAGGAAGGUUUCCAUGGAGCAUGGUUCGAGGGGACGGUUGUCAAAUCCGUCGGACACAAAUUCCUUGUGGAGUACGACGCGCUGAAGGACGACGACGAGACCACGCCUCUGAAAGAAACCAUAGGGGAGGAGCACAUCAGGCCCUCCCCUCCGGCUAUCCCUGUCACCAAUGGUUUCAAGGUCCUUGAUGAGAUCGACGCCUACACCAACGAUGGGUGGUGGGUCGGUGUGAUAUCCGAGGUCCUCAGCGACCAGAAGUACAAGGUUUACUUCAAGGCUUACAAGGAGCAGAAUGAGUUUGAGCUCGAGCAGCUGAGGCGUCACUGCGAUUGGGUGGGGGGAAGGUGGAUGCAGGCUUCCCCGGCAUUGGAGAUGUGACGGCUGAAGGGACCUACGCGCACACUUUUUGUACAUGAGCCUGGGAUAAUUGGUACCCAUGAGAGAGUGGCUUCACUAGUUAUGAUGCUUUCUGAACUGAAGCUGUGUUGUGCGCAUAGAAAGGCCAGCAAAUUGGCAGUGGAGGGCCUUUCUGCAUCGCAAUUCCCUCGGCAGCUGAUCUAGAUGUUUGUUCUACCGGAGGCUUUCGCCGUCGCUAGUAAGACUCGUCGUGCUUUUAUUGUAAACCUAAGAACAAACCUGUGUGGACGCCGUUGCCAUCCACGAUUCCGCGAGCCUCGGCGUCUGAAAUCAAAGCAGCGUUCGCCAUAGAUUGAUGUUGUGCAUUCGGUCGGUGUGAUCUGGCCUGCAUGGAACGUUUUAGGCACUUGAUCCGACUGCAACUGCCAACGGCUCGUCCUUGUGGUUACUACUGUGUUAUGUACUUAGCCUUUUGGACCACCUAGCCUUGGCUACGCCUCGGUUUAAAAGCUGGAAUUCAAUGUGGCGUGAGGAGGGAACAUGGUUGGAUUGA